Messenger RNA from Parascedosporium putredinis, 723 nucleotides. NCBI's taxonomy places the organism in Eukaryota, Fungi, Ascomycota, Sordariomycetes, Microascales, Microascaceae. The record is from the annotation of a GenBank genome assembly.
AUGGACCACCGACCUCAGGCUUGGGGAAGACCCAGAGAUGAUGUGUACGGCGCCUACGACGCCUCGUACAUGAACCAGGCCCACGGCCCGACCCAGCACACUCAGUCCCCCGUCGUUACCGGCACUUCAGUAAUAGGCAUCAAGUACAGCGAUGGCAUCGUCAUUGCUGCGGAUAACCUAGCCUCCUACGGUUCCCUCGCCCGCUUCACCGACGUCAAGCGCCUGCUCCCCUUUGCCGGCACCUCCAUCGCCGACGCCGACGCAACCUCUGCCCCCUCCCACCUCACCGCCGCCAACCUCCACCGCUACCUCGCCAAGCUCUUCUACGCUCGCCGAAACAAGUUUGACCCCCUCUGGAACCACGUGCUCGUGGGCGGUCUCGACGAGGACUCCCGCCCCUUCCUCGCCUCCGCCGACCUCCGCGGCACCACCUACUCGGCUCCCUCCCUCGCCACCGGUUUCGGUUCUGCCCUUGCCAUCCCCAUCCUCCGCAAGGUAGUCCCCGACGAAGAGGCCGCCGCCAAGCUCUCCAAGGAGGCUGCCGUGGAGGCCAUCAAGGAGUGCAUGAAGGUCCUCUACUACCGCGACGCUAGGAGCAUGGAUACCUACUCCAUCGCCGUUGUUACCAAGGAUGGCGUCGACCUCAAGGAGAACGAGAAGCUCGAGCAGCAGAGCUGGGCCUUUGCCGACCGUAUCAAGGGCUACGGUACCCAGACGGUUUAG